GUAUUCGUUGCCAAGAUGCCUGCAAAUCAAGGGCAGCUCCCCUACUUCUUUCAUGAUGUAUCCUGCAUUGCUGUUUUAACAACCCUAUCUGACACGGAGCAGGAACAGCGUCUGAAAUGCGUGUUUUACAAAAAGGUAAAUGAUGUUAAAUUUGAAGACGCCAUGGACAUUGCUGGCUACGGCAAGUUCAGCAUGUACAUAAUAUUCCUGAGUGGUCUAUCAAUUGCAACAUCACUUCUAGGCUCAGUCGAUAUCUCUUUUCUGCUGCCAGCAGCAGAGUGUGAUCUUCAGCUUACGUCAGAGGACAAGGGACUUAUCGGUUCCGCUUACUUUAUUGGUACAAUAGCUUCAGCGCAUCUCUCUGGAUUUUUGGCGGAUACUAUGGGAAGAAGAUAUGUCAUCUUGUGGAGCCUAGCUCUCAAUGUGCCAACCUACGUUUUUGGCUCAUUAGCUCCAGAAUUCUGGACAUUUUUCAUUCUAAAGCUCAUCUCUGGAAUUUUGUCAUCCCCGACUUUAAUUGCUAGUAUCCCAUUUGUGGGAGAAUUUGUCCCCAUGAAGCAGAGGACCCAGGCCAUCCUAAUCUCCUCAUCUUUAAGUGCUUUCAGUCUAGUCUACUCUGCAAGUGUGGGCUGGGCUACUCUACAGGCAGAGUGGUCAUUGGACCUUUGGCUGCUCAAGUUCACCCCCUGGAGGCUAUUCUACCUCCUGUGCGGUCUACCCAGCCUCAUGGGUGCAGUUCUAUUUUGGAUUACCCCCGAGAGUCCCAAGUUCUUGCUCUCCAGAGGAAAGAAGGGCGACACUCUGAAAGUAAUGCAGAGUGUUCAUUCUAUAAACUCUGGAGCGAAUCCUCAGACAUAUCCGGUGCACUCAAUUUGUAUGGAUGCUGGGGAAGACAUGCCCACAUCCCCUGCUCGAAGGAAAGGAGUCACCGGUGUGGUCAAACAUGUUUGUGACCAGACACUCCCGUUGCUGAAACCACCCUAUCUCACCAUUAUGACAGUCAGUGUUUUAUCGACUUCAGUUACGUUUUUAUGUAUAAACACAGUUCUAUUAUGGCUACCUGAGGUGACCAAUCGCAUUGCCUACUUCAAGCAAGAACAUGAAGGUGAUUUCUACAUGUGUGAAAUGAUGUCUUACAAUUCCAGCGUGAUUUUGGAUAUUCAUCCUUCAGAGUGUCAUUCCACAAUCAACACUGCUGUGUUCCUCCCCAACCUCGUCAUUGCCCUCUUGAGACCAUUGGCUAUGGUUUUUGCCAGUAUCGUAUUAUCCUUUAUAGACAGGAAGCUUUUCUUAAUGCUGUGUUUUAUAAUUGGAGGCAUGAGCACAAUCCUGAUAGUUUGGAUCCCAGAUGCCACAAUCAUUGUUAUUCUCUUUGGGAGCCUGCCUCUCUUUACUGGUAUAUGUUACAACAUAAUUGCCAGUUUCAUGGUUGAAUUCUUCCCAACUUAUAUCAGAGCUAUGGCCGUAUCCCUGUGUUUAAUCUGUGGAAGGUUGGGUUCCAUCUUGGGGUCACAGCUCUUCAGUCACCUGAUAGAUUCACAUUGUCUGCUCCUGUUUUACCUGAUAGCUGGGAUGUUUUUGUGUUGUGCUCCUUUGUCGUUCUGCUUCAAUUUCAACUCAAAACCCGUCCAAAAUUCAAACAAUCAAGAUCUAGACCAAGGCAAAAUUGCAGUACCAGAAAGAAAAUUAGAAAUAGGUUGAAAUAAAUUAGUUUUUUAAUUUG
Messenger RNA from Homalodisca vitripennis (glassy-winged sharpshooter), 1723 nucleotides. Its product is annotated as synaptic vesicle glycoprotein 2B-like. The transcript is spliced from 12 exons. Gene Ontology annotation, molecular function: transmembrane transporter activity. The coding region runs from base 16 to 1701 and encodes 561 amino acids. Gene Ontology annotation, biological process: transmembrane transport. Lineage: Eukaryota; Metazoa; Arthropoda; Insecta; Hemiptera; Cicadellidae. The record is from RefSeq and is a predicted model, not a curated record.